Messenger RNA from Adineta steineri, 2533 nucleotides. The record is from the annotation of a GenBank genome assembly. NCBI's taxonomy places the organism in Eukaryota, Metazoa, Rotifera, Eurotatoria, Adinetida, Adinetidae.
AUGAGUACUACGGGAUCAUUAAAAACAGCUGGUAGUGUUGCAAAUCAUGCACGUAGUGAUCAAUCAAUAAGAAAACCUCGCUUAGCACCAUUAUGGCCCGAAUGGAACGAUGCUGAUGUUAAUGCUGAAUCAUGGGAAAUUGGAAGUGGAAAAAAGAAAGAAACAGCAGCGAGUAGAGCUCGUGCUGAUACAAAAUCAGCUAGUGUAGCAGGCACACAUGGAUUUGAAGAUCCUGAAGGUAAAGUUGAACUACCUCCAACUUUUAAAGUCGAACAAUGGAAAAGACCAGUCGAUUUUUUACCACCGGAAAGACCACCAGUAAUUGUCGAUCCUGAUCAAGGCAUGCAAAAUUUUGAUUUAGUCACACCAAAUGAACAUUUACAUUUCAAUGAAACAAUGCGCAACAUUAUUAGUCAGAUUACCGCAUUAUGGGAUAUUUGCCGACGAGAACGUAAACAUACAAAUUCACCAUCAGAAACUACUACAGAACCAAAUGCAGCUGUUUUAAGUGGACGAACAUGGCGUCCAUGGGAACAUAUAUAUGCCUUGAAUAAAGUAUCUAGACAACCUUUUAUACCUCCAUACAAUCCUGCAGGCAAAUAUGUUAUUCGACUUUUCUUUUUGGGUACAUGGCGAAAAAUUAUUGUUGAUGAUACAAUUCCAUUUGAUUCGAAAAAUCGUUGUCUUUUACCACAAACAUCAUUAUCAUAUGAAUUAUGGCCAAUACUUUUAACAAAAGCUUUAUUAAAAAUAAUGUCACUUGAUUAUCGUCCACCAAAUACAAAUCCUACAUAUAAUGAAACCAGCGUUAUUCAUACACUUACUGGUUGGGUACCAGAACCUAUUCCACUGAAAUACACACAUGCAGGAAAAGUAUGGGAAUUUCUUCGUUACGAUCGUUCAAAUAAAAUCGUAGUGGAUAAUGAAAAUGUAGCCAAUAAAAUUGAACAACGUUCAACAAGUCCAUUACCAGCUUUUGGUCCUGUACCAUUAUAUAAAUGGCCAGAAGCAAAAGCUGAUGUACCAGAAGAAUCUGCAUCAUCACAUGCAAAUGAACAAGUGGGUCAUCAAGAUGAUACAGGAACUGAAACUUUAACAAAAAAAUCUGAUGAAAAAAGUGCAAAAAAAGCAGGAGCACCAGCUAGUUUAACAGUACCAAAAGAUACAACUACAAAAGCAGCAGCAGGAAAAGAAAGUCGAACAGGUAAAGAUUCGAAACGAUUUGGUGGUGCUGGUCGUGGAGGUACAGUAGAAGAUCCAGCAGCUAUUAUUGAUGAUCAAACCAUACCUGAAGCACCAAAAAUGAUUGUAUUUGCUAAUAUACCACAUUCACAACCAGCACGUAAUAGUGCUUAUGGUGAAUUAGCAGAUAGAAGUGAACGAUUAAGACGUUAUAAUCUUAAUGAUACAUUUUCAACUUCAAUGUUAUUAACUACAAUUCGAGAUAUUCCAUUAGAACCACCACCACCACCAGAAUAUAUACCUCCAUGGAAACUUAUUCGACCAAAAAAAUCAAAAACAUUACCUCAUGCUGAACCAUUUACUCCUCGAGAACCAAAACCUGAUCGUUACAUUGAAAUAACAUCUCCAUAUAUUAAUUAUCCAUCUCCAAGUGUACUUAAUAUGAAUGUUCAUACACCUAAUCAUGGUGCAACAUCACGUUUAAGUCAUUCAGCAACACAUUCAACUGGUGUUGAUGUACAGGAAAUACUUGAAGUUGAUGAAGAUGAAGAUGCAGAACAUAAUGAAUCACGACCUGAACUUGAUAUUGAUCAAGCUGAUACAAGUUUAAUGUCACCUGCUAAAGAGUUAAAUGUUGUUGAUACACCAGAUGGAUUUGAUAGUUCUUUACGUAGUGCAGGAAGUACACUCCGACAAGAACGAUCAGCUGAUAAAAAUAAAGGUAAUCGAAAAAUGACAAGUAGUAAAAUCGAAUUACCCAAUGCAAAACUAAUAUCAGAUGCUGCAUCUGUUAAAACCGCUGAAAGUGAACAAAAUUCAGCACAGGUAGAUUUGGCCGCAACUGCAAAUAAUGAACAACAAGAUUCUCAAUCGAAAACAAAUGAUGCACAUUCAAGUCCUAAACCCAGUCAACCAAUGAAAAAAUCUUAUACAACACCAAAAUUAUGGAUGGAUUUUGAAGAUUUUUGUUCAUGUUUUACAUCAAUUGUUGUUUUUCAUAAUCCUCGUGGCUAUCAACAUACACAAAAACAUACAGAAAUAAAGGUAAAAUACAACUUUUGUUUUUUUUUAAUAUGCAAUUUUUUAUUUCUUAUCACGAUAAAUAAGAAAAUAAUGCACAUAUGUUUCUUUUUAGUUUUUUACAGCACAACAGGUAAUUGUUUAUUAAAAAUUAUUAAAAGAUAUAUUGCUUAUCGCUUAAUCAUGUACAUAUAUCUAUAUAUAAACAUAUUUACCUUUAUAUAUAACUAUGUGUCAAUCUAACCCUUAUUUUUAUUUAUAUAAUCCUCUUCUUAUAUAAAACCAUGCCACAGUUUAAUUUAAAUUAUCUUUCAAUGGAAUAAAAAACAUU